Messenger RNA from Fusarium keratoplasticum, 1587 nucleotides. RefSeq lists its product as uncharacterized. Gene Ontology annotation, molecular function: monooxygenase activity; heme binding; iron ion binding. The record is from RefSeq and is a predicted model, not a curated record. Bases 1 to 1587 code for a protein of 528 amino acids. The transcript is spliced from 7 exons. NCBI's taxonomy places the organism in Eukaryota, Fungi, Ascomycota, Sordariomycetes, Hypocreales, Nectriaceae.
AUGAAUCUCAGCAUUUCCUUGUCAUUCGCCGUCAUCGGCCUUUGUGCCGUCAUCUACCGCGUGUUGCAGAUCGGCAAGCGGGAUCCUCGCAUGCCGAAAGGUCCCCCGACGGUGCCUGUCCUGGGCAACGCCCACAUGCUCCCAACCACGGGACUCUAUAAGAAGAUGAAGGAGUGGACCAAGAUCUACGGCCCCGUCUUCUCCCUCAAAAUAGGACCCUCAAACACGGUGGUGCUCUGUGAUCGGAAAGCCAUCCACCAGCUUCUGGUAGAGAAGGGAAGCAUCUAUUCCGACAGGCCCCCAAGCUAUGUCGGAAAGUUGCUCACACAGGGCGAUCAUCUCGCCUUAGAGCAGAUGGAUGUGACAUGGAGAGAGAAGCGGAAGAUCAUUUCGCACAAUUUCUCGCCCAAGCAGCUUGACGAGAACCAUUUUCGCGUGCAGGAGGCAGAGGCAACGGUGCUUAUGAGCAAUCUGUGCAAUAACCCCGAUAACUUUUACAGCGAGAUCCGCAGAUACACGGCUUCAGUAGUCACCUCCAUCACGUAUGGAUGCCGGGCCCCAACUUCGGACUCAUUCUGGUGCCAGGGUGUUUACAAUGUCAUGGAUAAGUGGACUGCCGCGAUGGAGCCUGGGGCAAACCCUCCCGUAGAUGUCUUCACGUGGCUGCAAUACAUGCCCUCGUCGUUUGCUUUCUGGAAGCGUCGCGCCAUAGAUGCUGGCAAGACCAUGGAUGGAACAUGGGGCGAGGCACGUCGCCGAGUUGAGGAGCGCCGGGCGAAGGGCGAGAAGCGAAGAUGCAUCAUCGACACCUUACUUGACGAGUACGAGAAAAAGGGGUGGCCCUCAUCGAUCCCCCAACACGCCUUUACGAACCUGCUGGGGGAAAUCAUCGAGGGAGGGGCCGACACAACCGCCGCUCAGCUUCUAACCCUGAUUCUGGCGUUUGCCCUGCAUCCCGAGGUGCAGACCAAGGCUCGAGCGGAGAUCGAUGCGGUCUGCGGUGCGGAAAGAUCGCCGCGAUGGGACGACUUUUCAAGGCUUCCAUACAUCAAUUGCAUCGUCAAGGAAGGAAUGCGAUGGAGGCCUGUUGCCGUUACGGCUUUGCCGCACAAGGUCCGCCAAGACGACGAGUACCAGGGCAUGCUGAUCCCCAAGGACUCCACCAUCUUUAUCCCAACCUGGGCAAUCCACCACAACGAGAACAUCUACAAAGAUCCCGAAACCUUCGACCCGGACAGAUACGCCCAGCAUCCAAGGCUUGCAAACGACUACGCCGGAAGCCCGGACUGGGCCAACCGCGACCACUACAACUACGGGGCGGGCAGGCGAAUCUGUCCAGGAAUCCACCUCGCGGAGCGCAACAUGUGGCGCAUCGCCUCCAAGCUGCUCUGGGCCUUUGAGUUCGCCGAGCCUACGGAUCCCAAGACUGGCGAAGUUAUGCAUCUUGACCCUGAGGCGUACAACCCAGGGAUUCUGCAGGCUCCCCUUCCGUUCAAGGUCAGCAUCAAGCCACGAAGCGAGGCACAUGUAGCGACAAUCCUUCGCGAGCACGAGGGGUCUCUUGAGUUCUUGAGCCAGUAUAGCUAG